Adelges cooleyi (spruce gall adelgid) is the source of this 1076-nucleotide messenger RNA. RefSeq names its product RNA transcription, translation and transport factor protein. The coding region runs from base 245 to 1000 and encodes 251 amino acids. The transcript has 5 exons. Gene Ontology annotation, molecular function: RNA binding. Gene Ontology annotation, cellular component: tRNA-splicing ligase complex. NCBI's taxonomy places the organism in Eukaryota, Metazoa, Arthropoda, Insecta, Hemiptera, Adelgidae. Gene Ontology annotation, biological process: tRNA splicing, via endonucleolytic cleavage and ligation. The record is from RefSeq and is a predicted model, not a curated record.
UAUAAUCUGUUGUUGUCCGGCACCCGUUUGUAUGUUUGUCACUUUUCAGCUGUAUUCGAUGCUAUAGUCGGUAGUCCCUUUUUUUAUUUUGCAAAAUUAAAAUGCCAAUAAAAUAUUUGUACGUUUAUUGCGAGCUGUGCAUAUCGUGAAACGCGCUUUGUUGUUAUCUCGAACAGUGGCCAGUACUUAACGUAAAAACUUAAUUCGAUAUUUGUUAAAUUAAUUCUCUGCAACAACAUUACAAAUGGCAAAGUUGUCUGCCAAGCUAAAAGCCAUCGAUUACCCCGGGAUCAGCACGUUCGACGAAAGUGAUGAAAAGUGCUUACGUCGACUGGUAGUUUGGUUAGAGGAGAAUAAGUUGUGUUUGUAUAAGCCCAAAGAACGGGCGGAUUUGAAAAAAACUAAUUCUCCCACUUGGAAUGAGGCGUUCAAAAGCUACUGUACAUUAUGUUCCAGCCCAAUAAGCAGUGAUGAAAUAUUGAACCAUAUUGAGUGGCUAUUGGGUACGGCCAUUAGAAAAGAAUAUAACAAAGACAAAGUCAAGUAUGACGAAAAGUCAAAAUUGGCCCUUGAGACUUCCACGGAUGUUCCAAUGAUAAUACCGUCUAAUAAUCCCAUAGACAAUCUCGACGUUAAUAGCUGUGAAUUCAAAGAAGGCGUUGAAAGUCUUGCAGAUAUAUUAAAUAUAUCUAAACAUCCAGAUCACAUUGUUACCUUGGAAGCUAUUCGCACGUUGAUAGCUAAGAGGUUAAAUGAAGAAUGCAUAAAGGAUCCGUUAUCUGUUCUUCCAAAGGGCGAAGCUUUCCCCUUGGAAUUAGUUAAAACAUUCAAAAACAAAUCAAGUAAUCCAGCGGUCGAACAAGCUUUGAAGGUUCUAAGACUUGUACAGGUACACAGGUUACGCGACUUACAAACUUGCAUCAACGAAUGUAUCGUAUCCAUGCAACAAAUCACGUCCAAUCCAAAAACUGAUACUAAACUCGGCAAAGUUGGUUAUUGAAUAGCAAGUUAUGUAGAAGUAUAAGUAGUUUUUCAUGCCUACAAAAUAUACCUUCUUCCUGUCGUGUUUAUUCUUA